Molecule: messenger RNA, 405 nt
Organism: Dibothriocephalus latus
Lineage: Eukaryota; Metazoa; Platyhelminthes; Cestoda; Diphyllobothriidea; Diphyllobothriidae
Source: the annotation of a GenBank genome assembly
AUUUGCCCUCCAACAUCCUCGGGAUCGCAAACCAGCUCCGACACAGACACUGGGGAUCCCGUUACUCGAAGUAUUGAGGCUUCUCAAUACUCCUCUGGUGGUAUUUCUGAGAGUGCUAGUGUCCACGGGGGUGCUACCGGUCGGCCAAAUGUUCUAACACGCAUCAACAAUUCCACAAUUCGCCUGAAUCCUGGUCUGUAUGCAGGUCGCUAUGCCACUGCUUCCUGCAUUAAGAAACAAGCCGGCGACAAUAUGGACACUUUUGGCGUCAAUGGCGAUUUCAGGGACACCUCUGUCUAUGGUGUUGCCAACGGUAGCUGCUCUGUCAGUGGAUAUUCGGGUUCUUAUUCGACCUCCAAUUCCUCCUAUCGCCAGCAGCCAUUACUCCAGAACACAGUAAGUUAA